Messenger RNA from Spinacia oleracea (spinach), 1288 nucleotides. RefSeq lists its product as uncharacterized. The transcript has 4 exons. Bases 249 to 1175 code for a protein of 308 amino acids. Lineage: Eukaryota; Viridiplantae; Streptophyta; Magnoliopsida; Caryophyllales; Amaranthaceae. The record is from RefSeq and is a predicted model, not a curated record.
UGGUGGGGCUGUUUAACAUGCAAGAGAUAAAGUACCUUUUACAUUCUUCAUUUUCGGCAAAUAAAAAUGGUUGCUCGUUUUGGACUGUUGAAGUGAGGUGAGGUGAGGUGAGCUGAGCUGAGCCCUAAACAGUAGAAGAAAAUUCUCAAGAGAGCCGUUGUGCAACGGCUGAAACGACCCUUUACCGGCCAGUUUAGUGACGACCCGUCGUGCCGUACAGGAAACGCCGAUUCCCGUGCUUACUCAAAAUGGGAAGUGCGAAUAUGAUCAGUUCAUGGGGCUGUUCCCGUGUUUCAAUUGCUGAAUAUUCUGAAAAAUUCGUUCCGAAGUUGCAAUCUUUUAAGCAAAGAGGUGUAACCCAUUUGAUUAAUUUUGAUCUAGCUAGAAGGCCGAUGAGGUUUCAGAAGAUUGGAGUUGGGGUUCCCAUCUGCUGCAAAAGAAAUGAUAUGAUUGAUUUUGAGGAAAGAACAAGCGCAAAUGAGGUUAGGAAGGAGAUUGAACGGUGUUAUGAACUAAUUAACAGGUUAGGUAGGGGAGUUAUCUAUGUCGGGUCUGCAAGACCAGGGUCUAAUCAUCCACAUUAUAGGGAAGCACUUGAGCUUAGCAGAGAGGUUGCAAAUCUAUUGGAUUGCACAACAUGGACAGGAGCUGGUCCGGGAUUAAUGGAUGCAGCCAUUAAAGGUGCGCUGCAAGCUGGAAAGCCGGUUGGCGGAUUUAAGAUCGAGAAAGAAGCUGGUCAAUGGUCUUCAACUGGCUCUCAUCCUUACCUUCCUCAUGAUACUUAUCUUACUUGCAGGUUUUUCUCAGCAAGGAAACAUGGGUUUGUGGAUGCUGCAGUGAGAAACAGCCCCUCGGAUCGGACAGCUAUAAUUGCACUUCCUGGUGGAAUUGGAACUCUGGAUGAGAUAUUUGAGAUUCUAACACUAAUUCAGCUACAGCGAAUAGGAUCGCAGCUUCCAGUUCCAUUCUUGGUCAUGAAUUAUGAUGAAUACUACUCCAAGCUACUAGAUUUUUUCGAUGAAUGUGGACGUUGGGGAAACCUUGCAAAGGGAGAGGUGGACUCCCUCUGGAAAGUGUGUGCUAACAAUGAAGAAGCUCUGUCUUAUUUAGCAACAUUUUACGGUCUUCCCCAAGUGGUGGAAAAACUUGAAACAACAGAGAUGCGUAUUGUGUAACAUUUCAUCACAAUGUCUUUAACAUUACAAUCUAAUCUUUGGUAAUGUUGCACACCAUCAGAUAUCAGUGACUUAAUUAACUCUUAAUUAGCAUUCAGCAUUCGUUUUCUCGA